Messenger RNA from Gymnogyps californianus (California condor), 1639 nucleotides. RefSeq names its product ZPR1 zinc finger (gene ZPR1). The coding region runs from base 1 to 1377 and encodes 458 amino acids. The transcript has 14 exons. Gene Ontology annotation, cellular component: nucleus; cytoplasm. NCBI's taxonomy places the organism in Eukaryota, Metazoa, Chordata, Aves, Accipitriformes, Cathartidae. Gene Ontology annotation, molecular function: zinc ion binding. The record is from RefSeq and is a predicted model, not a curated record.
AUGUCGGCGCUGGGGGCGGCGGAGGCGGCAGCGGCGGCGGCGGGGGGUGGCGGCCCCCUGUUCCGGCCCCUCAGCGCCGAGGACGGCGAGCAGCGGCCGGCCGAGAUCGAAUCCCUGUGCAUGAACUGCUUCCGCAACGGGGUGACGCGGCUCCUGCUCACCAGGAUCCCCUUCUUCAAAGAGAUCAUCGUCAGCUCCUUCGCCUGCGACAGCUGCUCCUGGUCCAACACGGAGAUCCAGUCCGCGGGCAGGAUCCAGGAGCAGGGCGUGCGCUACACCCUGGCCGUCACCUCCCGUCAGGACAUGAACAGGGAGGUCGUGAAGACCGACUGUGCCACGGCUCGAAUUCCGGAGCUGGACUUCGAGAUCCCUGCUUUCACCCAGAAGGGAGUUCUUACCACCAUCGAAGGGAUAAUUGACAGAGCUGUUGCAGGCCUGGAGCAGGAUCAGCCCGUCCGCAGGGCGACGGACGAAGAGGUGGCGAGUAAAAUAGAUGAGUUCAUUGGUAAACUAAAGCAGCUGAAAGAAGUGCAUUCCUCCUUCACCUUUAUCAUAGACGAUCCUUCAGGGAACAGCUUUGUGGAGAACCCUCGCGCACCGCAGAAGGAUGACGCUCUUGUGGUCGCUCGCUACAGGAGGACUCCCCAGCAGGCUGCCAUGCUGGGACUGGAGGGAGAGGAGUUGGAUGAGACGCCAGCUGAUUCUGCGGAGGAUCUGAGGAACGAGGUACUGCAGUUCAACACCAACUGCCCCGAGUGCAAUGCUCCAGCGAACACAAACAUGAAGUUAGUGCGUAUCCUUUGCGCAGGCGCAGACCGGAAUCCCCACUUCAAGGAAGCCAUUAUCAUGGCCACGAACUGCGACUCCUGUGGGCACAGGACAAAUGAGGUGAAGUCCGGAGGAGCGAUCGAACCGCAAGGCACCAGGAUUACCCUUCGGAUUACAGACCCUUCCGACAUGACGAGGGAUAUCCUAAAGUCGGAGACGUGCAGCGUGGAGAUCCCAGAGCUGGAGUUCGAGCUGGGGAUGGGAGCGCUGGGGGGGAAAUUCACCACGCUGGAAGGGCUGCUGAAGGACAUCGGAGACCUGGUUGAGAGAAACCCCUUCACCCUGGGGGACAGCUCGACGCCCGGCAGAACGGAAAAGCUGCAAGAGUUCGUUGGGAAACUGCGUCAGAUCAUAGAGGGAAAGGCAACGGCUCACUUCAUCAUGGAUGACCCUGCAGGCAACAGCUAUCUUCAGAACGUGUACGCCCCGGAAGAGGACCCGGAGCUGAAAGUGGAGCGCUACGAGCGUACGUUCGAGCAGAACGAAGACCUGGGCCUGAACGACAUGAAGACGGAGGGCUACGAGUCGGAGGGAGCCUCGGGCCGGUAGCCGGCCGCAGCCGAAACCCCUUCAGCCUCUUUUUUUUUCCGCUGCCCCCCACCCUGACGUCUCCGGGGACCAAGGACUCUGUCGGGGCCGGGACCCCUCUCCCCUUCCCGGGAUGUGUGCCUGCCCCCGGGGAAAACCGCUGCAGCCGGAGGCAGCGGGGGAUGGAGGCGUGCUGCUGAUGUGUCGGGGGGGGGUGUGUGUGUGUGUGUGAAUUGGGGUGCCCUCGGGGCUGUCACCCCCAAAUAAAAGCUGAUUAACAGGG